Molecule: messenger RNA, 2738 nt
Organism: Lacerta agilis (Sand lizard)
Lineage: Eukaryota; Metazoa; Chordata; Lepidosauria; Squamata; Lacertidae
Product: CD209 antigen-like protein E
Exons: 11
Coding region: 144-1295 (383 amino acids)
Source: RefSeq, a predicted model, not a curated record
GAGCUACUCAUUGCUGUGCCUUGCCCAAAUAGGAGCAUCUUAGAGGCCCUUCAGUUUCACUUCCCUUUGACUCAAAAGUUCUGAGCUCUCUUGCCUCUGCACCAGGCACUGCUACUGCAGCGAGUCUCAGGGAAAGGGCACGAAUGGAUCGCUCUCCUGUAUUUCGGGGACCUCCUGUUCCUCGCUCUGCUGAGCGGGUCCCAAGACUUCCCCCCACAGGUUCUGGCAUGACAACAUCCCAGGGGAUUUACACACUUGCUAGGCCAGCAAAACCUCCCCUGCCUCCCAAACCAGUAGAGAGAGGCUGCACAGUCCCUGGACCUGUGUCUGGAUGCAGUGGUGAGAUUGAUGAGGAAAAUCAAAUUGAGCUUGAAUCCUGGAAAGAUGGAAGCACUGUGGAUUCACCCAACAGUUUUGACGAUGACGACGAUUAUGAUGAUGGGGGUGUUGCGACUGCAAUGAUUCCUGCAAGUCAGACAACACCUUUGGCAGACAGAAGAGGCAUGGAUGCUAAGAAAGUCGUCGAUCCUGGAUACGGCCCAAGCUAUUCAAGUAUCAAUGCCCUUCCUUCUGAUGAAGCGACAAGCAGUUCAAAUUGUGCUCCUGCCGAUGCUGAGUCUCCGCAAAGGAAAGAAAGCAGAAGAAUCCAUGUUUUCAUCCUUUAUGUCUUGGUAGUCAUCUGCUUUGUGAUGUUGUCAGCGCUACUCUUCUUGGUCCUGGUGAAGUACUCCGGACUAUCAGAGGAGAUGCAAGCUCUGCACUUCAACCAAUCGGAGAUGCUGAUGAGAGUGAAGAAGGACCUGGAUUAUGUGCAGGCGGCACAAAAGAUUAUGGAAAGAACCGUAAGCAACAACUUCAGUGAACUGCAGGAUGUCACAGAAUUCAUCUGUAGCAGCAGAAAUUACUCUCAUCCGUGCCCCGAGGACUGGAAGACUAAAGAGAAGAACUGCUAUUUCAUUUCAACAGAGGCAAAAAAUUGGACCGAUGCUCUGUGGCAGUGCAUUCAUAAUAGGGCUUAUUUGGUCAGCAUUUGGUCUGAUGAUGAACAGGGUUUCCUGAGAGAUAACAUCCACAGUGCAGGUACAUACUGGCUGGGAGCAGCUUACAACGAAAAGGAGGGAAAGUGGAGGUGGAGAGAAGGCGAUUUGCUUAUAUCUACAGCUUUUUGGGAUAUAGGACAGCCACAGAUGGGUGCUGAAAAGGAAUGUGGUGUCAUGCAACCCAACGGAACAUGGGCUUCCGCUGUGUGUUCCCUUCCCUAUCGAUGGAUUUGCAAAAGGAGACUGUUCUGCUGAGACACCUGGUGGGACAGGAUUGUAUACAAGUUGUGUUGCUUCCCUUUUCCUACUCUCACCCCUCCUCAUCCUGGAAUGCAUUGCAGCUACCAAGCAGACUGAUGGAAAAUGAUAGCUUUUAUCACCGCGUGAUCCUAAGCUUCCUAAAGCAUUUUCAUGUGUGACACAUAGUCUUGCUUAUUGUGCAACAAGUGAAAGGAUUGUCUCUCAUAUGGAAUCUGAGUGAUUGUGCCAUACGCUGCUGCCCACAUUCCCAGAAGGCCUUACAAUCAUCCCUGUCAAACACGGGAGGAGGGGAGAAAUCAGCCACCCUGAGACUGUGGGAAUCAGAAAUGCAGCUUAAGUGUGCUUGACUCUCCCAGCUAAGCAGAUGGCAAACACACCUUUGCAACCUGUUCACAUCUCAGGCCUUUUAUUAACUUUCCCCAGCCAGAGGAUGAGGAGGAAGCAAUAGUGGGGUGAGAAGGGAGGCUGUCUAGUGAGCAGGGAGGUGUGAGAACGAUGAGCUUGCAGAAGCAUUCAACCUUCCUGAAUGCUAGGCACUGUAUUAAGGCAGAAGGGCAAGGAGGCUGUGCUGUGUUAGGUGCUAUAGCUUCACUAUUAUUUCAAACGGCAACAUGCAAGGAGGAUAGAUUCUUUUUAGAGCAGGGGUGGGGAACCAUUUUUAGCUGGAGGGCCAGAUCACUUUGCGGCCAACUCCCCCUCCCCCAUUUGACACGAGGGCUGGGCUGGUAAUCUGUCAUUCACCUGGUGUCAUAUGAUAUCAAGUGGAUCUGAGCCAGGCUGAAAGCAGCCUGGCUUGCGUUUGGCAGCAAAUGUAAAGAAUGCCAAAUGCAAGCCACACUUGCAAAGGGAACUACAGGGAGCCUUGCUUGGAAUGCAAUCCUGGCUGUUCUUUUGCAAGUGUGGCUUCCACAUGGGUACUGUUUAAAUCUGGCACCAAAUGCAAGCGUCACUGAUUUUGGCAGACAUCAGAUGCACCUGAGCGAAUCUGAUCAUGUAUUCUAAGGCUCCUGAUUGUUCCUUUGCAGCUGUGGCUUUACCUGUCCUUUGCCUGACAUCAUAUGACUUCAGACAAAUGGGCAUGGCCCAGGGAAAGCUCAGAGGUCUGGUGGCUAGCUUGACUCAUGGGAUGGAGGGUUCCCAUCUGUAUUUUAGAGGAACUACAAAUAGAAGCAAAGUGUGUGUGACAUUUUGUUGAGUUAAGCACACAUAUCAAUCUUGCCUCUGCACAGCCACGUGAUAUAGCCAUUGCUGGUAUUUUUAGGAGAGAAAAGGCAAGUUUUUACUUUUGCAAACCACUUAACUCUUUGCAUAGUCCUCAAUGGCAAAUCUGCAAUACAAUACAUGUGUUUGCCUCACAAUCAGGCUUUGCUCAGUUUUAUAUCAUUUAUUUUUGUGUGUGCAUUUUUCUGCAACUACUUUCUUCUAAAUGGCAUAAUU